This is a messenger RNA of Gongylonema pulchrum, 201 nucleotides long. The record is from the annotation of a GenBank genome assembly. NCBI's taxonomy places the organism in Eukaryota, Metazoa, Nematoda, Chromadorea, Rhabditida, Gongylonematidae.
AUGUAUCGCAUAAUUGGACGCCAUUUGCUGGGACUACAUGGCCCACUGGCUAUUUUUGACGCCAUGGCCGGGGCUGGUGCCGCAAGGCAUCUGCAGUAUGAUUGCUUCGCGGAUCGCCACAUUGGUCCAUCGGAUAUCGAGAAGCAGCUUAUGCUCAAUUAUCUUGGAUUCAAAGUUAGUUUUGUCAUUAAAAAAUUCUGA